AUUAACCCACUUAAAAUUAUAAAAAAUGAAAUUCAAUAAACGCAUCCUCUUUCUUCUUGCUGUUCUCAUUGUAUUGAUUGCCUGCGUUGCUGCACAGGUACCAGGGGCACCAGCACCAGGAGGCGACGGAAAAGCUCCAGCAGCACCAGGAGGUGACGCGGGAAAAGCACCAGCACCAGCACCAGGCGGAAAAGCUCCAGCUCCAGCACCAGGAGGCGCUCCAGCUGGCGGUAAAGCUCCAGCAGGCGAUGCAGGAAAAGCUGCCCCAGGCACUCCACCAGCAGGAGGUCCACCAGGAGUAACACCAUCAGGUUCGGCAUCACCACCGGCAGCAACACCAUCAACAUCAAGCGGGACUGCUGCCGCACCAAAAUCAUCACCAGGAACAACAGCAACAGGAUCCGGAAAUUCUCUUAAAUCUGAAAUUGGAGUUUCAUUCGUUGCUAUUGCCGUUCUUGGUGCUAUCCUCGCUUAAACUAAUUAAUAAUUCUAUCAUCUAUAAUAUUUUUCUUUGUAGUAAUUAUAGACAUUAUAAAUACUAUGAUCUGUACUGUGUUUAAAAAUAGAUAAUAAUAGCGUCGUGAUCGAAAUAAAAAAAUUUCGAACAUUAGAUUUUACUUAGUUACCAAACAAUAGAUCUUUUUUUUUGGUUAAUAAUUAUGGGUUGGAAAAUAGUAUAAUAAUUUGUUAAUUUUAAUUCAACUUUAUCGCGUGAAUAAUAAUAAUAAUAAAAGGAUUUUUUUUUUUUUCGUA
Rhizophagus irregularis DAOM 181602=DAOM 197198 is the source of this 753-nucleotide messenger RNA. RefSeq lists its product as uncharacterized. NCBI's taxonomy places the organism in Eukaryota, Fungi, Glomeromycota, Glomeromycetes, Glomerales, Glomeraceae. The record is from RefSeq and is a predicted model, not a curated record.